GAUUGUUAGUCCCUAGAAUAACACGUUUUGUUGUUUUAGUUUAGUUCAAAUUUAAUGAUUUUUUUGCCUCUGAUUCUUUGUGAAAUUAUAUUAUAAUUGCAUUUGAAAGUGUAUUAACCUAUUAAUAUCUGCACUUAUAUAUGUACACAGUUUCGUAGCAGUUUAAGACCAGUAUUUUUACAAACUUUAAAUUGAUCAAAUUGGAGAAGAGGAACUGUUUUCUUGCACAUGAACGAACUAAAUCUCAUCAAUUAACAAUCGUUCAUAAUGGGCAUUGUACACAUUAACAUGAGAAAUGUGAUCUUCGUUCUUUUGGCGAUUCUACUGACUACUGUGAAACAUGUUUCCAUGGGUUAUGAGAGCAUGGUUAACAACAUGAUGAAGGAAGCAAAUGUAAAUUCUACACCAGCAUACAGCAGUAAAAAGGAGGAGAUAUCCAAACUGUGUCCAAGUGGUAGCCUGUGUUCAGAACUGAGCGGAGACUGUCUAAAUUGUAAUUUAAAUCCAAACUGUGUGUAUGGAUCAAUGUAUACCGCAGAAUGUACAGUCUUAGAACAGAUUGAUUGUGUCGGUGAUCAAACAUUUCAAAAGAAGUACGUAUGUCGAUACUGUUAUCAGACAGAACAUUGGGAGCACCAUUGUCAGCAGAAGAACUCUUGUAGUUCUGUAGCAUCUCCUCGACAAUACUAUAGAACAAAUUGUACAGUUAAUAGCAACAUUCUUUGUCUAGGAAGACGCAAAUUUAUGAAAAAUUUAUUGUGUAACUGGACUGUAGGGUAUCGAUGGUCUACUGCUUUAAUUCUUAGCGUUACUUUAGGAGGUUUUGGAGCUGAUCGGUUCUAUUUGGGUCACUGGCACCAUGGAAUUGGGAAACUGUUGAGUUUUGGGGGACUUGGUGUAUGGACACUGAUUGAUGUUAUUCUCAUUUCCAUAAGAUAUUUGGGUCCAGCAGAUGGUUCAUUAUACAUUUAACUAGUAUUUAGUAUAAUAUAAACUAUAUUCUUUACAAAAAAAGAAUGAGAGUUUAAUCGUUGAUAGCACUGGUUAAUCUUGUCCCAAUUUAAUGUGUAAAAAUGAACGUUUCAGUCAUUAUGUCUAAAAGAACUGAAUUGUAAUGUGAUAUGUAUAUAUAGAUAUAUAUGUUAAGUAAUUCUCUUUCAUAAAUUAACAUUUUUAUUAAUUCUAAACUAUUACCUGAUAUGUACAAUUUCUUACGUGUAUAAGUACAGAGUUGCUAAAAUAUCUCUGACUUAUAUAAUAAAAUAUUCUUAAAUACA
Messenger RNA from Megalopta genalis, 1277 nucleotides. RefSeq names its product TM2 domain-containing protein 3 almondex (gene amx). The record is from RefSeq and is a predicted model, not a curated record. Lineage: Eukaryota; Metazoa; Arthropoda; Insecta; Hymenoptera; Halictidae.